This is a messenger RNA of Scophthalmus maximus (turbot), 2480 nucleotides long. RefSeq names its product syntaxin binding protein 6 (amisyn) (gene stxbp6). Bases 405 to 1037 code for a protein of 210 amino acids. Gene Ontology annotation, cellular component: exocyst; plasma membrane. NCBI's taxonomy places the organism in Eukaryota, Metazoa, Chordata, Actinopteri, Pleuronectiformes, Scophthalmidae. Gene Ontology annotation, molecular function: phosphatidylinositol-4,5-bisphosphate binding. The record is from RefSeq and is a predicted model, not a curated record. The transcript is spliced from 6 exons. Gene Ontology annotation, biological process: Golgi to plasma membrane transport; regulation of SNARE complex assembly; exocytosis.
GAGAACCUGCUACUGGUUUCCCAUCCGCGCGCGCACACACAAACACGGUCACACCGCAGAAACAGCAGCAGGCAAAAAAAACUAACUCUCCUCCCCGAGGUUCUCACACACACACACACACACACGACAACCGUGAAGGAAAGUGGAGUCGACGCGAUGUCAAACGCGAAAUGCCACCGUUGACCGUGAGAGGAGCGCGAGCAACGCGGAAGAGGUUUGCUGCUGCGGGGAGAAGUAGCUGAACUGUGACAGCAGCUGGGGACGCAGACGCGACACCGCCGGGACCCGCGGUCCGCACGUGGACGGGACAGCGUCGCUGGGAGGGAGAGACACGUCGUGAAGAGUGAAUCUCGUCCUCUCCACUUGAGCUUUUUGCCACCUGUUCACUCCUGCUGACUUCAGAGAUGAGUGCCAAGUCCGCCAUCAACAAGGAGGUCUUCAUACCGCACGAUGAGAAGAUGCUUGCUGCUGUGCAGGUGAAGCGCAGGACCAAGAAGAAGAUCCCCUUCCUGGCCACUGGUGGUCAGGGCGACUACAUGACCUUCAUCUGCCUCUCAGUGACAAAUAAGAAACCCUCCUUCUUAUCCAUCACCAAGGUGAAGCAGUUUCAAGGAUCCUCUGCAUUCAUAAAAAGGUCACAGUGGACAAUUGACCAGCUACGGCAGGUCAACGGCAUAGACCCCAACAAAGACGUUCCAGAGUUUGACCUGAUGUUUGAAAAUGCUUUCGACCAGUGGGUUGCUGGUUCAGCAGGAGAGAAGUGCACCUUUAUCCAGAUUCUUCACCACACCUGCCAGCGCUACAGCUCAGCACAGAAACCAGAGUUCAUCAACUGUCAGUCCAAACUGCUGGGGGGUAACAGUAUACUGCACUCGGCUGCAGACAGUGUGACGAGUGCUGUACAGAAAGCCAGCCAGGCCCUGAAUGAGCGCGGUGAGCGAUUAGGUCGGACUGAGGAGAGGACUGCGGACAUGAUGAACAGUGCUGAACAGUUUGCUGUCACUGCACACAAGCUUGCCAUGAAGCACAAGUGUUAGACCACUGCCAAAACCAACUAGGCUGGGGAGGGGUUCACCAAUCGCCCAGGCGCUGUACAGAAGAAGGAUUCCAGAUUUGAUUCUUUUUAGAAAUUACAAUAUGUUAACAAUGUUAACAUUUUUAUGUUUUGGGGUAAGAGGUUUACAAUGCUACGUCAGACUGUCAGUAAAAUGAUGAAUGGUUUUGUUUGCCCAAAAAGUUGAAAGCUUCAGUCACUCGAAACAACCCCUUCCCCAGUUCAUGUGCUCAGAUACUAAUGUGAGUGUACAUAUGGAGACGAGUCAUCAACAAUCACUCCACGACGAGGGUUCAUCUCACAGAUUAUCAUUUGUUAAGAGUUAUUUAUGAGCACUGCAGGGAUUAUUAGUGUGUGAGGGGGGGGGGGGGGGGGGGGGGGGGGGGGGGUCGCAGGUGUUGUUUAGGAUUGUGUGGUGUUACCACUCAAAUAUAUAGCACAUACAUACUGUACCAGACCAUAGCCGAGAUUUUCUUAUCUGAUGCGUAGAUUGUAACCAGUUACAUAUUCUGGCAACACAUUUAGGAAAGGGGCAUGCCUGUGGAGAAGAGUCUGUCAAUAAAUCCAAAAGUAUCCAUUUUCAACUUAAUGUAUAAUGGUUGUCAUUUGGCUCUUGGACACAGUCUGAUUUUCUGUCCACGAUUUCAAAUUUUAUCAAAAAAGUAUUUAGUCAAAAUGUUUUCAAGAUGAUCCCACACUGCAGCUGAUGCCGUCCAGGCGACUUGGUGCCGUGAUAUUUAAAAACAGUGAACUAUGUAGGCCUCUAACUUGUCUGCCAUUCAAAGCGACCAAAAUUACAUGGAAUACAGUUGCCAAAUGUUCUUGGAAGUGCACUUGAACUAAUUUUAAGAUUAAGCUUUUUCAUUACAAUAAUUUAUGUCAAAGGGAGGAAUUCAGUAAACCAGCGUCUGCAUUGUAAAAAGCAAACGGUGUAAUUCUUCUAGUACUAUAGUGUCAGUGUCUGUAGAGCUAACAUGUCCCAUGAACUCGGGAUGUUUUGAAGUUACUCCUGGCUGUAUUUGAACUUUAAACAUUCAGUUGUCAUCCCCUUGUGCUUUUUGUAUAAUUUGGAUUGUCAUAUUCAGAAUAAUGAUGUGUGUACUGAUAGAUAAAGGACAAAAAUAGCAGCAGCGUUAUAUAAUUGUUUAUAUUUUGUGCCGGCGUCACACUGCCUGUAUCUUUGGCUUUUUCACUGGCAAGAUUUCACCCUCGCAAUUACAAUGUAGUUGAUAUUAGUAGUUCAUUCUUUUUUUAUAUUUUGAAUUUUAUAAUUCACGAUGUUAAAAUACACCGACAACUUUAUCUUGCAGAGCAAUGCUAAGUUCAUAAUGAAAUGUUCCAGUUGCCUAACUCUUAAUGUGCUUUUAUUCCUCUUGCUAACACUUUGGAUGUUUAUUGUUUUAAUAAAAAAUAUACGAAAAAUGUA